Molecule: messenger RNA, 1512 nt
Organism: Nematocida homosporus
Lineage: Eukaryota; Fungi; Microsporidia
Product: T-complex protein 1 subunit delta
Exons: 1
Coding region: 1-1512 (503 amino acids)
Biological process (GO): protein folding
Cellular component (GO): chaperonin-containing T-complex
Molecular function (GO): ATP-dependent protein folding chaperone; ATP binding
Source: RefSeq, a predicted model, not a curated record
AUGAAACAAGCUGGCAGUCGUGCAGAAGAAGUCCGUCGCAGAAUUAUCUCUGUUACUCAAUCUAUUCGUUCUACCAUGGGAACAAGUCUAGGACCUAAAGGAAUGGACAAAAUGAUUACGCAGGGCAAUCAAACAACUAUUACCAAUGACGGUAGUACGAUUUUAAAGAUGAUGAAGAUGAAACAUCCAAUUGCCCAACUGAUCUGUAACAUCUCCCACUCACAAGAUGAACAGAGUGGUGAUGGUACUACUAGUAUUACUCUUCUUCUUUGUUCUUUAGUUGAAGCAGCUUCAGCUCUGAUUGAUGAGAAGAUUCAUCCCGUAGUAGUAGCUAAUGCCAUGGAAAGGGCUAAAUCUGUGUGUAAGGAAGCUUUAACUAAACAUUCAGUUGAAGCUAAGGGUCAGAAUGACUUAAGAGAUUGUAUUCGUAUCUCUUUAAACUCAAAGAUUGUUAGUGCUUAUAUUGAAGCCAUUACUGAAGUAACCAUGCAAGCUAUUCAGCAUACAGUUGGUCCUGAUGGCGUACUACCCCUGCAGAACAUUAGAAGGAUUAAGAUCAAAGGGAAUAUGGAAGAGAUUAAGAUGGUUCCAGGUAUAGUACUAAGUAUGCCUUUAAAAAGGAAGGUUAAGUUUAUGCCGCGUAAGAUGAAGGUUGCUAUUCUACAGUGUGCUAUUGGUCAGUCUAAACCCAAUUUAGAUGCUAAACUUAAUGUUGGUAAUUAUGAAGCGAUGGAAGCAGUAGUACGGGAAGAAAAAGCUCAUGUUUUAGCCCUAUGUAAGACUAUUAAGGAUUUAGGUCUGGAUUUACUUAUUAUUCAGAAGAGUAUUGUGCGUGAGUCUCUUUCUGAGCUGGCUUUGCACUUUUUGGACCGUUUAGGUGUUCUGGUGGUUGAUGAUGUGGAGAGGAAGGAAGUUGAGUUAUGUGCUGAACAGUUAUCUUUAUCUCCAGUAGUUGAUAUUAAUGAGAUUAAGGAGAGUAUGGUUGGUGAGUAUUUAGUGGAGGAUUUAGAGGGAUAUGUGAAGAUUCAAGUGGAGUCUAAGGUAUGUACGGUGAUUUUACGGGGAACGGAUGAAGUUAUUCUGGAGGAGGUAGAUAGGAGUUUUAAUGAUGCUAUUAAUGUUGGACGGUUGAUGUCAGCUACACCACGACUGAUUGCUGGGGGAGGUGUGCCUGAACUGGUCUGUUGUACGGCUUUAGCUCAGUAUAAUGAUCCGAAAUUGCCUAAGGUUAGUUACUGUGUGCGGGAACUGGCUAAGGCUUUAUUGGUAGUUCCAGAGAUGUUAGCAGUGAAUGCUGGGGCUGAAGCUAUUAGUACGUUGGAGUGUUUGCUUAAGGCGCAUGCUCAGGGUCCUUCGGACUUGGGAGUUUCGGUACGGGCGGUUGGUCCUGGGAGUAUGCAGAAGGAGAAUGUCAUUCAGCCACUUGGUGUGUCUUUAUCGGGUAUAUCUGGGGCUCUAGAUGGAGCAGCUGCGAUUGUGCGUAUUGAUGACUUCAUUCCGGCGGCCAAAUAA